Bradysia coprophila is the source of this 1188-nucleotide messenger RNA. It is a transcript of the gene PpV, whose product is annotated as Protein phosphatase V. The record is from RefSeq and is a predicted model, not a curated record. NCBI's taxonomy places the organism in Eukaryota, Metazoa, Arthropoda, Insecta, Diptera, Sciaridae. Gene Ontology annotation, molecular function: protein serine/threonine phosphatase activity.
ACUGUGAAGUAUUUUUUGGCUGCAUGUCAUGCAUAUCGCGGAGCCAUAUAUAAUAUCAAAUUGAUUGAAGACAAUGGCUGAACUCGAUGAAUGGAUAGAAAUUGCGAAAAAGUGUAAAUAUUUGCCUGAAAAUGAUUUGAAAAAACUAUGUGAUAUUGUGUGCGAUCUCUUGAUUGAAGAAUCAAACAUACAGCCAGUUAGUACACCAGUUACGGUUUGUGGAGAUAUACACGGACAGUUCUAUGAUUUGGAGGAACUGUUUCGGACUGGUGGUCAGAUACCAGACACAAAUUAUAUUUUUAUGGGCGACUUUGUGGACCGAGGAUACUAUAGUUUGGAAACGUUAACACGCCUCAUGACAUUGAAAGCUCGCUAUCCGGACAGGAUAACUUUACUGCGUGGUAACCAUGAAUCGAGGCAAAUAACAAAAGUUUAUGGAUUUUACGAUGAAUGUCUUAGCAAAUAUGGUAACGUCAAUGCGUGGAAAUAUUGUUGUAAAGUAUUCGAUUUGCUCACAAUAGCAGCUUUAAUUGAUGAAGACGUUUUAUGUGUGCAUGGUGGACUUAGUCCUGACAUUAAGACGCUUGAUCAAAUUCGUACGCUUGAUAGGAAUCAGGAAAUUCCACACAAAGGUAGCUUCUGUGAUUUAGUAUGGUCGGACCCAGAAGAUUCGUGCGACAGGUGGGUUCAAUCACCCCGCGGUGCUGGUUGGCUAUUCGGCAGUCUAGUCACAAAGGAUUUUCUGCAAAUCAACAAUUUACAGUUAAUCUGUCGUGCGCACCAGCUGGUACAUGAAGGUAUUAAGUAUAUGUUUGACGAAACAUUGGUUACCGUCUGGUCGGCGCCGAACUACUGCUAUCGGUGCGGAAAUGUGGCAUCGAUUUUGAAAUUCAGCACAUCAACCGAUCGCGAGGUGACCAUUUUCAAUGCUGUACCAAAUACUGAACGAGAAAUUCCGCCCGAACAAACGACACCGUAUUUCUUGUAGAUUUAUGCCGAGAAUUAAUUUUGUCGAACAUCGAAGAAGAAUGGUUGCGCAUUUCUUUUUCGGAUUUCAAUUUAUAUGUUCCACCAAAACUUUUUACAUUUUCUUACAUGUACACACCGAUGGCCUUGCAUUUUGUCGUUUGGUCCAAAUCUAUUUUUUUCCUUUCAGAAAAUAUAAGUUAGAUAAUGUAUAACGGACAC